Molecule: messenger RNA, 4153 nt
Organism: Nicrophorus vespilloides
Lineage: Eukaryota; Metazoa; Arthropoda; Insecta; Coleoptera; Silphidae
Product: tripeptidyl-peptidase 2
Exons: 10
Coding region: 278-4024 (1248 amino acids)
Biological process (GO): proteolysis
Cellular component (GO): cytosol
Molecular function (GO): serine-type endopeptidase activity; tripeptidyl-peptidase activity
Source: RefSeq, a predicted model, not a curated record
GGAUAGUGGAGGAUAGACUCAUGUCAUGCCAAUGGUACCAAUCGAAUAUUCGAUAUUUUCAGUAAUAUUUUCCAUUCCUCACUCCUUGAACCAAUUGGCAUAUAUUAGCUCUUUCCUUCCUUAUUUAUUCAUUUAUAAUAGUCCAUCUAUUCCAAAGUGUGUUUACUAAUUGAUUCCAAUUGACGUAAUCCUCAUUACCAGUUGCAGCAGUUAAGUGUUAAUUAAUAGUUUUCAUCUGCUUUGAGUUGUAAAUAACUGUGACUUGCAUUUUGAAAGAAUGGAAAACCAAAUUGAGUAUUUCCCUGUAUGGGGUCUUCUUCCCAAGAAAGAGACAGGUAUCAUCUCAUUUUUAUCUAAAUAUGAGAUGUUUGAUGGUAAAGAUGCAACAAUUGCCAUUUUUGAUUCUGGUAUUGAUCCUGGUGCACCAGGCCUCCAAGAAACACCAGAUGGCAAGAUAAAAGUUAUAGAGAGAUUUGAUUGUAGUGGAUGUGGAGAUGUUACAAUGACACAUGUUGUUGUACCCAAGGAAGGACAUGUAACUGGACUGUCUGGAAGACAAUUGAAGAUACCAGAAUCCUGGGAAAAUCCUUCCAAUACAUACAGAGUAGGAAUCAAAAAUGCUUAUGAUCUAUAUCCUGAGAGAUUGAGGGAAAGAGUUCAGGAUGAGUUAAAAGAGAAGAAUUGGGAUGAGCCUUAUAAAAUGGUAUAUGCAGAAGCAGUCAGGAAGUUGUCUGCAUUUGAACUUAAAAUGAACAAUUCACAAACUUUAACUGAAGAAAAUCGCCUGGAGAAGGAGAAUCUUGAGGCAAUAGUAGAACAUCUGAUUACAGUGGAAAAGAAGUUUUAUGAUUGGGGCAUCUUUUAUGACUGUAUUAUGUUCUAUGAUGGUGCGAAAUGGGUGGCUUGUGUUGAUACGACAGAAGAGGGUGAUUUGGAAAAAUGUCCUUUGAUUGGUGAAUACAGCAUAACGCAUGAUUAUGCUGUAUUGAGUCCUCAAGACCAGUUAAACUUCAGCAUGAAUGUUUAUGACUAUGGAAAUACAUUGGAACUUGUUGGACUAUAUUCAAGCCAUGGAACCCACGUUGCUUCAAUUGCAUCAGCAUACUUUCCCAAUGAACCGGAAAAGAAUGGAGUUGCCCCAGGAGCUCAAAUUGUAUCCCUGACUAUCGGCGAUGGCAGAUUAAACUCGAUGGAAACUGGAACGGCUUUAGUUAGAGCAAUGAUUAAAGUUAUGGAGUUGGGUAACGUUGACGUUAUUAACAUGAGUUACGGUGAACACGCACAUUGGUCCAACACAGGGAGGAUUGGCGACUUGAUGAAUGAAGUUGUAAAUAAGUACGGUAUUACGUGGGUGGCGUCAGCUGGUAACCAUGGUCCAGCAUUGAGUACUAUUGGCACUCCUCCUGAUAUUAGUCAAGAGACAAUCAUAGGUGUUGGUGCUUAUGUGUCUCCUGACAUGAUGGUGGCGGAAUAUGCUAUGAGAAAAAAAAUGCCAGGAAUGCCAUAUACAUGGUCCUCGCGUGGGCCCACCAUUGAUGGUGGAAUGGGGGUUACUGUAUGUGCACCUGGAGGUGCCAUAACAUCAGUUCCUAACUGUACUUUAAGAAAUUCGCAGUUGAUGAACGGAACAUCGAUGGCUGCACCUCACGUUGCGGGUGCCGUAGCAUUAUUAAUUUCCGGUAUGAAGCAACGUCUUCUCAAGUAUAGUCCGUACAAUAUUAAAAGAGCAUUGGAGAACGGCGCGACUUACUUGAACGAAGUGGAGAGGUUUGCACAGGGUAGCGGUUUGUUAAACGUAGAGAAGUCAUUCGAUUUGCUGCUAAACCAUUUCGAUGCUCUCGAGAGGGACGUGAGAUUCCAAAUAUGUUGUGGCCCGGACAACGCGAAAGGCAUUUAUAUCAGAAACAAAAAUCAAAAGAAGAAACAUGAAAUCUCCGUGAGCGUGGAACCAUUUUUCUUAGAUUCAAUGGACGUCACUCCGCAAAUGAAGAUUAAUUUUAACUUAAAACUCGCGCUGGUCUGUAAAGCUAGUUACGUGCAGCAUCCAAAACAUUUAGAUCUAAGUAAUCUAUCGAGAGUGUUUUCUGUACAAAUCGAUACUGCCGGUCUAGAUCAGUUGAGUUCAACAGUUAUCGAGGCUUACGAUGUAAAUUGCGUUGCGAAGGGACCCGUAUUUAAAAUAUUAGUUACAGUUAUUGUACCAAAGGAAAUAGAUGCACCACAGUAUUCACUCGUAGAAAAUAAUGUAUAUUUUGAGGCGAAUACCAUUAAACGUAAUUUUAUCGUUGUACCUGAAUUUGCUACGUGGGCUGUGAUCAAACUGCGUGCGUGCGAACAGGAGGACCAUGGGAAAUUCAUUAUACAUUGCAUGCAUAUCUUGCCAAAGCAGAGUUGCAAAACUCUCGAGAUGAACAAACAUAUUCCGGUAUCAGCAAUCUCUGACAGCGUUUUGAGUUUCCAAGUUCGAAGCUCGGCAACUCUUGAAGUGGUUAUUGCUAAAUAUUGGGCCAACAUCGGGAAUAUGAACAUAAACUACUCGAUCACUUUCCAUGGCAUUCAACCAAACCAAAGAACAAUUACUAUGCUUGCAUCCGACGGCAUUCAUUGCGUAGAAGUCACUAGUCUCCUGGGCGAGGAAAUCGUUCCAAGCAUUAUUCUAAAAAAUGCAGUGCAAAUAUUAAGGCCAACAGAAUCAAAGAUUUCACCAUUGACUGAGAGAGAUGUUAUCCCGAAGGGACGUCAAAUCUACGAACUUAUUUCAACUUUUAAUUUUCAUUUGAAUAAAGGUACUGAAGUGUCGCCGAACUACCCGAUGCUCAGUGAUGUUUUAUAUGAAUCUGAGUUUGAAGCACAAUUGUGGAUUUUAUAUGAUAGUAACAAGCAGUAUUUGGGAAGCGGCGAUGCGUAUUACCAGAAAUAUUUAGUGAAGCUUGACAAAGGGGAUUAUGUAAUUAAAUUGCAAGUCCGUCAUGAAAAGAAAGAGUAUCUAGAGCGUUUAACAGAUGCACCAUUGCUAUUGAAUCAGAAGAUGACUAGCAAUAUUACAAUGGAUGUCUAUAAAACAUAUAGUCAGGCUAUAACAAAUGGUAAAAAGGCUUCUAUAGGACAAUCCAAUCGUGGACCGAUUCCGUUGUACAUUGCUCCUUUACCGACUGAUAAGUAUACUUCGAAGAACAACAAUAUGGCUCAUUAUUUGACGGGCACCGUGACCUACGCCAAAGAUGAGCUUGGAAAGAAAACCGAUGUGUACACUAUGAAGUACGUUUUGGGUGAAAACAACAAGAAGAGCAGCGUCAAGAGCUCCGACAAAGAUAAAACCAAAUGGGAGGAGUAUUUGGAUGCUCUCAGGGAUGUGAAAGUUGCAUGGCUUGCGAAAUUGGGAGACGCGCCGAACAAGUUGGAAGCUCUGUACAAUGAGAUCCUGGGCGAGUUUCCUGAUUACAUUCCGACGCAUUCUUCUUACUUGCAGGCGUUAGAGGCGAUGGAUGCCAGAAAACAAAUAGUCCUGAACAAGAACAAACUGGAUGAGCUUAAACAAGUAAUCGAAAUUUGCGAUAAUGUCAUUGAAAACAUUAAUCAGGAUUCGAUUUUGAUCAACAAUUCCAUUAAAUGCGAUCAGAGGCCGGAAGCCGGCCAAAUCAAAUUGUUGAUGGAACGUCAGAAAACAGUCUUAAUUGACUGCCUAUGCCGUAAGGGCAUUUCUUUGUGCCGAUUAUCUAUAGCGGGGAAGGAUCGAGAUUUGGAUCCGAUUCAAGCCGUAUGGAAGAACUUGCUUCAAAUUGUCGAUCCCAACGAUAAGACAUAUCAGGGCAACGUAGUGUUCUUCGCGCUUUGGCAUGCCAGAGUUAAUAAGAAUUAUGGAAGAAUGGCCAAGUAUUUGAUGAAAAUCAACGAGGAGAAGUCCACAAAGGAAAUUGAAGAAGCUUUGAUUGAGGUAUACGAGAAGCUCGGCUGGGACUUCUUGGUUCAACAUACCAAGCGACAGUUACUCGCUAAAUAUCCGAACGCCUACAGACCGUUCUAAAUUAAUCCUAAACGUAAUCUAUUCAUAAUUAUAAUCUUGAAUGUAUACAAAGAAAAUAAUAUUCAUAAACAAAGAUGUAAGCGAACAUAAAUAAAUUGACAUAAUUGGGAUAAGAAUAAGGAUAAGAAA